CAGCACAAAGAAUGUCAACAACAGCUUUACGAUUAUCACUCCAUGUCGAAAGCUCAUCCUUUGUGCUGAUAACAGAAAAGAGAUGGAAGACUGGAUUGCAGCACUGAAGACUGUACAAAACCGUGAACAUUUUGAGUCUACCCAGUACAGCAUGGACCAUUUCUCAGGGAUGCAUAACUGGUACGCCUGCUCCCAUGCCCGGCCAACGUACUGCAACGUGUGUCGGGAGGCCUUGUCUGGGGUCACGUCACAUGGGCUGUCCUGUGAAGUGUGCAAGUUUAAAGCCCACAAGCGCUGUGCUGUGCGGGCAACCAACAAUUGCAAGUGGACAACUCUGGCCUCUAUUGGAAAGGAUAUCAUUGAGGAUGAAGAUGGGAUCUCAAUGCCACAUCAAUGGCUGGAAGGAAACCUGCCAGUGAGUGCUAAAUGCACUGUAUGUGAUAAAACCUGUGGCAGUGUCCUGCGUUUGCAAGACUGGCGCUGCCUGUGGUGCAAAGCCAUGGUACACACAGCAUGUAAAGAAUUGUUGCCAAACAAGUGCCCUCUUGGGCUCUGCAAAGUGUCUGUCAUUCCUCCUACUGCUCUUAACAGCAUUGAUUCAGAUGGUUUCUGGAAAGCUACUUGUCCCCCUUCUUGCACAAGCCCUUUGUUGGUCUUUGUCAACUCAAAAAGUGGAGACAACCAAGGCGUAAAAUUUCUACGGAGAUUCAAACAACUGCUGAAUCCAGCCCAGGUCUUUGACCUCAUGAAUGGAGGACCUCACCUUGGUUUACGCUUAUUCCAGAAAUUUGACACUUUCCGGAUUCUAGUUUGUGGUGGGGACGGAAGUGUUGGCUGGGUUCUCUCUGAAAUUGAUAGCCUCAACCUUCACAAGCAGUGCCAGCUGGGAGUGCUGCCCUUGGGAACAGGGAAUGACCUUGCCCGUGUUUUAGGCUGGGGUUCUGCUUGUGAUGAUGACACCCAGCUCCCACAGAUCCUGGAGAAGCUGGAGAGAGCCAGUACCAAAAUGCUGGACAGGUGGAGCAUCAUGGUGUAUGAAACCAAACUCCCUCGCCAGGCUUCCACUUCCACAGUCACUGAAGAUUGCAGUGAGAAUUCAGAGGUGCAGAAGAUUCUCUGCUAUGAAGAUUCUGUGGCUGCUCAUUUAUCCAAAAUUUUGACUUCUGACCAGCACUCAGUGGUGAUCUCCUCAGCCAAAGUGCUUUGUGAGACAGUGAAGGAUUUUGUGGCUCGAGUAGGGAAAGCCUAUGAGAAGGCAACAGAAAGCUCAGAAGAGUCAGAGGUCAUGGCCAGGAAGUGCUCUGUCCUGAAGGAGAAGCUGGACUCAUUGUUGAAGACACUCAAUGAUGAAUCUCAAGCGUCUUCCUCUCUGCCCAACCCUCCUCCCACCAUUGCAGAGGAGACAGAGGAUGGGGAUGGGUCGGGCAGUGCUGGUGACUCUUCAAGUGAGCUUUCGGUGGGCUCGGCAUGCACUGCACGGCCCCAGAUAUUCCGUCCCCGAGAGCAGCUCAUGCUGAGAGCCAACAGCUUGAAAAAAGCCAUUCGCCAGAUAAUAGAGCAUGCAGAGAAAGCUGUAGAUGAGCAGAACGCCCAGACCCAGGAGCAAGAGGGCUUCCUCCUUAGUCUCUCAGCCUCUGAGGAGGGCAAGGAACUGAGGAAUGAGGAUAAGAUUGCCGUGCAGUCAUCACACAGCAGCUAUGGAGUGUCCAAGGGGAGGAGCCAGAGGAAAGCCUCCAAGUCUCCUUGCGAAAGACUAAUAAACAAAGGAAGUUUGUCCCUGGGCAGCUCUGCAUCCCUUCCUCCCCAGACAGGAAGCCGGGACAACUUGCCAAUGCUGAACACAAAAAUCCUCUACCCAAAUAUCCGUCCUGGCAUGUCAGGUUCUUUGCCUGGGAGUUCUGUCAUCAGCCGAUUGUUGAUCCAUGCUGAUCCCUUUAACUCUGAGCCUGAAAAUCUUGAAUGUUACACAGAGAAGUGUGUAAUGAAUAAUUACUUUGGAAUUGGACUGGAUGCAAAGAUUUCUUUGGACUUCAACAACAAACGUGAUGAGCACCCAGAGAAAUGCAGAAGUCGUACUAAGAACAUGAUGUGGUAUGGAGUACUGGGGACCAAGGAGCUGCUGCAUAGAACAUAUAAAAACCUGGAGCAGAAGGUCUUGCUGGAGUGCGAUGGGAGGCCCAUCCCUCUACCCAGUCUCCAGGGGAUUGCUGUACUCAACAUUCCCAGCUAUGCAGGAGGCACCAACUUCUGGGGGGGAACCAAGGAAGAUGAUACAUUUACAGCCCCUUCCUUUGAUGACAAGAUUUUGGAGGUGGUAGCCGUGUUUGGUAGCAUGCAGAUGGCAGUGUCACGUGUGAUAAACCUACAACAUCACCGGAUUGCACAGUGCCGGACAGUAAAAAUAGCAAUCCUUGGAGAAGAGGGAGUUCCUGUGCAAGUGGAUGGAGAAGCCUGGAUCCAGCCUCCAGGUUACAUCUGGAUUGUUCAUAAGAACAGGGCACAGACCCUCACCCGAGACAGGGCAUUUGAGAGCACCCUGAAGUCUUGGGAGGACAAACAGAAGUGUGAGUUGUCACGACCCUCCUCUUUCUCUCUGCAACCAGAGAUCAUGUCUGAAGAAGAAUCCACCCAGAUCAUCCAGUUUGGUCAAGCUGCAGGUGCUCUGAUCCACAGCAUUCGGGAAAUAGCUCAGUCCUAUCAGGACAUGGAACAGGAGCUUGCCCAUGCUGUCAAUGCCAGCUCCAAGUCUAUGGACAAAGUCUACGCUAAAUCCAAGUCUACAGAGGGUCUGAACUGCAGCCUUGUUGUAGAGAUGGUGAAUAAUGUCAAAGCCCUGCACAAUGAGACAGAACUGCUGCUAGCAGGCAAGAUGGCACUGCAAUUAGAUCCUCCACAGAAGGAGCAGCUCCAGUCAGCCCUGGCAGACAUGGACCUCCAGCUGAGGAAACUGGCAGACAUCCCUUGGCUGUGGCAGCUUAUGGAGCCCUGUGAUGAGGAGAGCCAGAUGCUGGAUUAUUCUAAACGCAGCCGCAGUGGCAAAUUCCGCCUGGUGACCAAGUUUAAAAAGGAGAAGAACAACAAAAAUAAGGAGACUCUCAGUAGCAUGGGAUUGCCGGUUCACCUCUGGGGAACGGAGGAGGUUGCGGCGUGGCUUGAGCACCUCAGUCUUUGUGAGUAUAAGGAUAUCUUCAUCCGGCAUGACGUCCGGGGCUCUGAGCUCCUGCACCUUGAACGGAGGGACCUCAAGGACCUGGGUGUGACCAAAGUGGGUCACAUGAAGAGGAUAUUGCACGGGAUCAAGGAGCUGAGCCGGAGUACUCCUGCCAGCGAGGCUUAG
Molecule: messenger RNA, 3337 nt
Organism: Cinclus cinclus
Lineage: Eukaryota; Metazoa; Chordata; Aves; Passeriformes; Cinclidae
Gene: DGKD
Product: diacylglycerol kinase delta
Exons: 28
Coding region: 83-3337 (1084 amino acids)
Biological process (GO): lipid phosphorylation; intracellular signal transduction; diacylglycerol metabolic process
Molecular function (GO): protein heterodimerization activity; ATP-dependent diacylglycerol kinase activity; protein homodimerization activity
Source: RefSeq, a predicted model, not a curated record